Capsicum annuum is the source of this 1581-nucleotide messenger RNA. Its product is annotated as aluminum-activated malate transporter 13. Gene Ontology annotation, biological process: malate transport. Lineage: Eukaryota; Viridiplantae; Streptophyta; Magnoliopsida; Solanales; Solanaceae. The transcript is spliced from 6 exons. Gene Ontology annotation, cellular component: plant-type vacuole membrane. The record is from RefSeq and is a predicted model, not a curated record. Bases 2 to 1315 code for a protein of 437 amino acids.
CAUGUUCCAUAAUAUUUGGAAGAAGCAUCAAAAAUCAGAAGGCAUGAGCUCUAACGUUGUACCUGUUCCAAAUGGAGAAAAUAUUACUAUUUCUCAACAUGACCAGAACAUGCAGAAACUCAAAGUUUCCUUUAUUAAUAUUGUCUCUUCUCUGAAGGAGAGAAUUGGCAAAUUGGAUAUGAAGAAAGUAAUUCAUAGCGUCAAAGUUGGUAUUGCUUUAGUACUGGUAUCACUUUUGUACCUGUUGGAUCCUCUAUUUCAGAAAGUUGGACAAAAUGCCAUGUGGGCCAUUAUGACUGUUGUAGUUGUUUUUGAGUUCUUCGCAGGUGCUACACUAAGCAAAGGCGUAAACCGAGCGAUUGGUACCAUAUUGGGAGGAGGAUUGGGAUGUUUGGCUGCAAUCUUAGCUGACAAAAGUGGUGAAAUUGGUGGCGCCUUAGUUGUUGGCAUCUCUGUGAUUAUCAUUGGUGUUGGCGCAACAUAUACAAGGUCGAUACCAAGUGUGAAGAAGAGAUAUGACUAUGGAGUAAUGAUCUUCAUAUUAACAUUCAGUUUGGUAGUGGUAUCGGGUGUUCGAGCAGACAAAAUAAUGAAGUUGGCUGGAGAGAGACUGUCCAACAUUGGCAUGGGCUUUGCUGUAUGCAUAUUUACAAGUUUCAUAUACCCCAUUUGGGCUGGUGAUGAACUUCAUUCCUCCACUGCAACUAAGUUUGAUAAACUUGCAACUUCUAUCCAAGGAUGCUUAGACGAAUAUUUCGAGAUAGCCAAUGAUAAGGAAAAACAGCCAGCAAUGGACAUGAGUGGAUGUAAAUCAGUGCUGCACUCCAAGUCCAGUGAUGAGUCAUUGGCAAAUUUUGCCAAGUGGGAACCUUGGCAUGGAAAAUUUGGAUUCUCUUAUUCAUGGGAGAAGUAUCUGAUAAUUGGAGAGGUUUUAAGAGAACUUGCAGCAAUGGUCCUCUCAUUCAAAGCAUGUAUUCAAUCAGUUCGACAGCCGUCCCCAACAGAAAGAGAGAGCAUAAGAGAGCCCUGCGAGAAGAUAGGAUUGUCACUAGCAACAAUUUUGAAGGAACUUGGAGAGAGCAUAAGGGACAUGAAAAUAUAUCGUGCCAAAAUUUUGGUAACACAGUGUAUAAGACGAGAGCUAAUUAGCCUCCUCGUAAACUCGGAGAAUAAUUCGACUGAUGAAACUACUCUUGGAUUAUCCAGCUUUAUUUUUCAAAUUUUAGAGAUGGUGGACAAGGUUGAAUUGUUGGCCAAAAAGGUGGAAGAACUUGGUGAAAUUGCUCACUUUCAAAACAAGAAACUUGAUGUUUGACUAUGUAAUGUGUCUGUUUACGUUGUAUAUACAUACAUAUUUAAUCCGUGUAAAUAAUUUUUUUACAUUAUCAAGUUAUCCAAAAAUAUAUAAUCUUAAGGUUUCUUAAGAUAAGCCUCCUUAAAAUGUGAGAUAUGGUAGUAUUGUAAAGAAGCCUCCUUACUACCUACUGCAAAGCUAAAUAUGAUGUAAUGGUGUCUUAAAACAGAAUUUUUUUUUUUAAUUAUAUACAUUAUUAAUAUAAAAAUAAUUUUUUUUAAUAGAAA